ACGUCAGGCCCCAAUCCUUAUUGGCGGGAAGUGGUAGCAGCUGCAAUUUCCGCUUCCGGCGGCGUGAGGAGAAUUUUUUUUGUUAAAUAUUUUUUUAAAUUUCUAUUUAACAAUUUGUUAACUGUUAACAUAAUAACCUCGUCAACGCAACGUUCAAAGCCGAACGUUGCCGUCGUCUCGAUUAACGGAGGCGGCUUUUAUUUCUCUAUUUAAAAAUAUAUUUUAAGUUUGUAAACGAAAAUCAACGAUGAGCACUCGCCUCACGCGGAACGGUGGUGAUGGUGGCGAUGAUGUUGGUGAUGUUGGUGGUGGUGGUGAGGGUUGUGGUGAGGGUUGUGGUGAUGUAGGCGCAAGGCGUGCCGAUGGUGGAGUUCGUGGUGAUGGUGGUGGUGAUGAUGAUGGUGGUGAUGAUGGUGGUGAUGGUGGUGGUGAUGGUGGUGAUGGUGGUGGUGAUGGUGGUGGUGAUGUUGGUGAUGGUGGUGGUGAUGUUGGUGAUGGUGGUGAUGGCGAUGUGGCGUCCCACGUUCUCUCCGCUGUGGACGAGGUGGCCGAGCGAGUUCUCUCGUUCCUGCCCGCCAAGACGCUCCUCGCCUGCUCCACUGUUUGCCGCUUGUGGAGCUGCACGGUUCGCCGAAUCCUGCGCCAUCGCCAGCGAAUGGAGUGGGCGGCUGUGGGGGCGACGGUGUCCAACCAGGACCCCUCGCAGCAUGCACUGCUGCCCUGCCUGGCACAGCACCUCAAGACUGCUUGGAGUGUUCCCCGUCUGGCUCUCUAUUUGGCCGACUCGGACUCCUUCCUCAACUCGGAACCGCGGACGACUCAAGGCCGCAAGCGAGCGAGGAUGGAGCGAGCCGUGCGUCUGUCGGAGGAGUUGGAGCGGAUUCUCCCAUCACGCUGCUCCGUCGUAGGGGUGGCGGUGCCGGGCGUCAUCCUGACCCCAGCAGGGCCGGGUUCGCUCCCUGUCGAGGUGGAGUGUGGCCCGGCCGGCGUGUGCCUGCUGCUGCCAGACAUGGACGGCGUCACGGUGAGGGCCUCCUGCCUGCAGCCUCGCGACGCCGUCGGAGGAGACAAAAGCCUGAGAGUCAAACUGCAGGAAGCUGGUCUCCUCGGCGAUCCCGAGCUGCGUGCUGUGCUGGUGCUCUGCCACCAGUCCCGCUCCCCCCGUCUCCUCGGCGAUCCCGAGCUGCGUGCUGUGCUGGUGCUCUGCCACCAGUCCCGCUCCCCCACCGUCUGGACGUUCUGCCACAAGCUGCUCCGCCUCCUGGAGCCGGAGAACGCCGUCAUCGCCGGCGGGAAAGUCCACAGCCUGCUCUCGCCAUCGCACCUCGUGCCCGAGGGUGGCGGGGUGCUCUGCGUCUCGUUCAGCGGCCCCCACGUGCAGGCCGCCUCGGUUCUCCUCGACACGUCGGUGGCCACGCCGGAGGCCGCACGUGCCACCCUGCGUCGCCUCGCCAUCCCGGGCCUCCCCGCGGGGGCCGAGGCGGCCGCCUUCCGGGAAGUCUUCCCGCGGACGCCGCUGCUUGGGUUCUUCGGCGAGGGCGAGAUUGGCUGCGACCGAAUCUCCACCGGGAGGUACAGCCUACGGCAGGUGUCCGGCGGGGAGAUGGCGGCGGCCGGCGGCGGCGGCGGCGGCGGCGGUCGUGGUGCCAACGCGAUUGUCCACGGUUACACGAGCGUCUUCACGCUGCUGCACCUGGGAUCGGGAGGCGGUGGUGGCGGAGCAAACGAGACCAAACUCUGCUCACGUCGCCAUGGGCCCUACUGA
Messenger RNA from Petromyzon marinus (sea lamprey), 1765 nucleotides. The record is from RefSeq and is a predicted model, not a curated record. Lineage: Eukaryota; Metazoa; Chordata; Hyperoartia; Petromyzontiformes; Petromyzontidae.